AUGAAAUCUCUGUGUAUGACCUCAAAGAUGCUGCUGACUCUUGCAACUUUUUUCUAUUUUGUCACCUUGAGUUUGGGAGCUGCGAUUCCUCCUUCCUGUGGCUCAAUCUACAAGAGUUUUGCACAAUGUUUAUUGAGACUCGGAGACAGUUUGGUGGAAAAUCAACCUGACCAAAACACACAGGACAUAGAUGCAAUCUGCAGGUCCUGGAAUGAGUUUCAUGACUGUGCCAACGCUGCCCUAGCCGGAUGUCCUGGAGAGGCUGCAGCAGUGUGGGAUUCUCUACGAAAGGAGUCGAGGAAGACAGAGUUUUCUGGAAACCUGUAUGAGAUGUGUGCCAGCCGCACCACAUUGAGCCCCACGACUGUGCCUGCAGCCCUGAGUCCCCCCACCUCCGAGCAGACAAACCAAGAGACGCUCAAAGGAAAGACAGGCAGACACCAGUCCUCGUUCAGCACUCUGUUCCUGCCAGCCUGCAGCACCUUGAUGGUCCUUUUGCAUGUGUAA
This is a messenger RNA of Knipowitschia caucasica, 507 nucleotides long. The record is from the annotation of a GenBank genome assembly. NCBI's taxonomy places the organism in Eukaryota, Metazoa, Chordata, Actinopteri, Gobiiformes, Gobiidae.